Molecule: messenger RNA, 2011 nt
Organism: Cervus elaphus (red deer)
Lineage: Eukaryota; Metazoa; Chordata; Mammalia; Artiodactyla; Cervidae
Gene: CNPY2
Product: canopy FGF signaling regulator 2
Exons: 6
Coding region: 1344-1892 (182 amino acids)
Cellular component (GO): endoplasmic reticulum
Source: RefSeq, a predicted model, not a curated record
ACGUCUGAUUUGGAUUCUUUUAAAAAAUCUCUUCACUGAUUUGGAUAUUUUGAGUAUGUCAGCUGUCUUCCCUCAUGGUGUAACACUGAUUGUUCUCAAUGUCUUGAUUGAUUGCUAUCAACCUCAACUGGCCUACCCAACCCUGGAGCAUCCUCCAGCAAGAAAUCUCUAGCCGGGAUCUCUGCAAACCAGUUUUGACACAUUUCAUCAAUCACAGCGCCUUCUCCACACACAACACACAUCUUUUUGCGUUUCAGUUGCAUUCUUUUCUUUCUUGAAAUAAUAAAGCAAUAUGCCAAAAAUGUUGCUUUUUUCUUUCAUCUUAAAUAGUAAAAUGGCUACACAAUAAUUAACCAAUUUUCUAAGUAUUUUUAGUGCAUGCUGAUAAGACAACUGUCACACUACAAUCUAACAAAAUCGCUUCGAAUGAAGUUAGACAGCUAAGCACUACUACAGACAUCUUACAUGAAAAAAGUCAAAGGAACUCUUUUGGAAACCCAAUAUCACAACUGGAAAAAACUAAGUCAAAGCCUCACCCAGAAAUGAAGAUAAAAUUCUCAAGUCCAAAAUUCAGGAUAUUGGAGAAGUAUGUCAUUCCUGGGCAGUUAGGCCUCUGGUGUGGCUGGCUAGAACCCUAGUGUCGGAUUCUUGUAAGAGGUACAGUAUGGUUUCCCCGUUUUGUGUAAAAUGUGAGUUGGAGAACCUGACAAACUACAGGUCCCAGGAACCUUAAAACCUGUAGCUACUAACAAAGUAUCAGCGUGGUGAUGUGGUGCUUCCUGGGAGAUGUAGUUUCCCGGGUAUUAAAACCAGGGCUUCUCUCUGGCUCCCGCAUACCUUUCUUUUAGCAGGUCCGAGCCCACCUAGAUUGGCGUGUGUGAGCCUGACCGCCUCCGCGCACGACGUCAGGCUCUGACCCUGCUUCAAGCCACUCCUAUUCUUCGGCUGACCCCUGAUGGUCACGUGGAGCUCCUCGCCACGCAAGUCUGGGUCCUGCGAUCCACCGGGGUCCUAGCUGUCCGGGAGCCGCUCCUAAGCUGCCUGUUCGCGCGAGAGUUUGGAGGGGCGGGUUUGGGGUCGGUCUCCGCUGUGGGACGCGUACUGCAGCGCCUCUGAGCCCCGCUUGGGAAUCCACUUAGGGCUCGAGGAGCUGGCUCAGGCAGUCACCCGGGCACCCCGCGUCUGGAGCGCGCAGGAGCGCUCUGGAGACGCCUGGACAGCCCCGCUCCCCCGCAGCCAGGUGCUAGGGUCGGGAGCUAAAGUGAGACUUCGGCUGUCUUCCAGUGCCUGGGCCACGGCGGCGGCCCUGGGAGCAGAGGUGGAGCAACCCCAUCGCGUCAAAGAUGAAAGGCUGGGGUUGGCUGGCCCUGCUUCUAGGGGCCCUGUUGGGAACUGCCUGGGCCCGGAGGAGCCAGGAUCUACACUGUGGAGCUUGCAGGGCUCUGGUGGAUGAACUUGAGUGGGAAAUUUCCCAGGUGGAUCCCAAGAAGACCAUUCAGAUGGGCUCUUUCCGAAUCAACCCAGAUGGCAGCCAGUCAGUGGUGGAGGUGCCUUAUGCUCGCUCAGAGGCCCACCUCACAGAGCUGCUAGAGGAGGUGUGCGACCGGAUGAAGGAGUAUGGGGAACAGAUCGACCCUUCCACGCACCGCAAGAACUAUGUACGUGUCGUGGGCCGGAAUGGAGAAUCCAGUGAACUGGACCUACAGGGCAUUCGAAUUGAUUCAGACAUCAGUGGCACCCUCAAGUUCGCGUGUGAGAGCAUUGUGGAGGAGUACGAGGAUGAACUCAUUGAAUUCUUUUCCCGAGAGGCUGACAACGUUAAAGACAAACUUUGUAGUAAGCGGACAGAUCUAUGUGACCAUGCCCUGCACAUAUCCCAUGAUGAGCUAUGAACCACUGGAGCGGCUCAGACUGACAAGCUUGAUGGAUUACCCCCAGGAGGGGAAGAGGGUGGCAAUGCCUUUUAUAUUAUGUUUUUACUGAAAUGAACUGAAAAAAUAUGAAACCAAAA